Symbiodinium necroappetens is the source of this 1101-nucleotide messenger RNA. The record is from the annotation of a GenBank genome assembly. NCBI's taxonomy places the organism in Eukaryota, Dinophyceae, Suessiales, Symbiodiniaceae.
AUGGCCUCGGGCGGCGCCUUGGGAUUGGGCUACCUCGGCCGGUGUCGAGGAGUCGAAGUCUUCGAGAAGCUGAACCGGCUGGGCCAAGGAAGCUACGGCACAGUCUAUCGUGCCAGGGAUACUGAGAACGGCGAGAUCGUGGCCCUAAAGAAGGUCACCAUCCAUGCCGAAAAGGAGGGCUUCCCGAAGAGCUCCCUUCGUGAGAUCCGGCUGCUUAAACGGCUGCGGCACCCGAACAUCGUGGAGCUGCGUGAGGUCGCAUGUGGAAGGCAGCCGGGAAGCGUCUUUCUCGUCUUCGAAUACUGCGAGCAUGAUGUUGGCGCACUGCUCGAUCUUAUGGAGCGGCCUUUCAGCGAGGCGGAGGUGAAAUGCCUCACGCUCCAACUGCUCAAGGCGGUGGAAUGCUUGCACGCAGCGUUUGUGAUCCACCGCGACAUCAAGCUUUCAAACCUUCUCUUGAACAACCGGGGCGUCCUGAAAUUGGCGGACUUCGGCUUAGCUAGGGAGUUCACGGAUGUGCAGAAGCCGGUCACGUUGAACGUUGUGACGCUUUGGUACCGGGCGCCAGAACUGCUUCUUGGUGCCCAGAGCUACACCAUGGCAGUGGACAUGUGGUCUGUGGGCUGCAACUUUGGGGAGCUCCUUCUCAAGCGGCCCCUGCUGCCAGGAAAGUUUGAGGAGCACCAGCUGCAGCUGACUUGUGCUCUACUCGGGACUCCUUCGCCGCGGAUUUGGCCUGGGCUUGAGCGGCUGCAGCACUAUGGGACCUUCAAGCUCCCUGAGAACACUUACAACAACUUGGGCGACAAGUUUCCUGACAUGCCGGACAGCUGUCUGGACUUGCUGAACCGCGCCCUCACCUUCGACCCGACGAAGCGUGUGACGGCAGCUGUUGCUUUGCAACACCGCUGGUUCCAAGAGGCGCCGGCACCGCAGGAGCCCCACAACAUGCCCACCUGGAAAGAGCACCGCAAUGAGACAGCGAACCCGCGUGCGAACCCGGUGCCUCUUGGCGUGGGCCCAGGCAAGCGUCCCGUGCCACUCGUGGCGCGGUCUGCGGUUUUCGCAGCAGCGAAGAAGAUGAAGUCCUGCGUAUUCUGA